GCGCAAAUUAUGUGCACAAAACGUAAGAACCACAACAUUUUUUAUGCGUGUUUCAUUGUUUACACGACGGUUUUCCUCGCCAGAUAUCGUAAAUGAACUCGUCAUUAUUGCUACUAAACACCGAAAGGUUAUUCUAAAGCAUGAUGUUGCAAAGUAAAUGAAUUACAAUAUGGAUGAGAGAGGUCCCAAUCGCAUUGCAGAUUACUGUGUUUUGGCUGGACUCAAAGAUACUUCCAGCUUGUUGGAAUAUGACCUACAAAAUGAGAGCGGUUUAAAAGUGUCCAAGCCCAAAGACCCUGUAGUGGAUAUUGCAGUUGUUAUCAAAAGUCAAGGCGAACGAGUUCCACAAGGUUUUGAAUGUGUGGAGACAACCCCAACAGGGUUUUCUGCUGACUUGAAUCAUGGUAGUCUACGCAGUCCAGCCGUCUAUCUUUGUUUUCGUCGUGGCACAGACAAACCACCUCUUACUGAUAUUGGUAUUUUAUACGAAGGUAAAGAGCGAGUGAUGCCAGGUUGUGAGAUCGUGAGCACAACGCCAUGUGGUCGCCCCGCUAAUGUCAACAAUAGAACAGGGAUGGGCAACCAACGAAUUUAUAUAACAUACAGAAGAUCAUCAGAGACGGCUGCUCAUAACUCUCUAGCAGUUACUGAUAUCUGUGUUAUACUUACUAAUAAGAAUGAGAUGCCGCCACACGCAUUCUGUAUGAUAGAUAAGAAUUUGAACAAAGGCAUGACAGGUUCUGAUGUCUACUUGUGUUAUAAGAAAUCCAUGACACGCGCCAACGCAAUAUAUUACAAAGCAGGCAUUUUAAGUCGAUAUCCAGAGGAAGAUAACCAAAACUUCUCAUUGCCAGAAGAGGUUCCAUUGUUUUGUCUGCCUAUGGGAGCCACUAUAGAGUGCUGGAAAGCUAAAAGAAUGCGUCCACUGCCAGUCUUUUCUACAUUUGUUCUCACAGAUGCUAAAGGAGUUAAGGUAUAUGGUGCUGCAGUUACUUUUUAUGAAGCGUAUUCUGAAGAUUUACUGACUGAUGAGCAACGACAGAAGCUGGGCAUGCAACCGAAGGGCAAAGAAGAUCCCUACAAACUGUUACGAACCCUCCAUACCAAUAAAUGUAUUUGUUUGUUAUCGCAGUGGCCAUUCUUUGAGGCAUUUAAAAAAUUCUUAUCCUAUUUAUAUAGGUUAUCAGUAUCUGGACCCCAUUUGGUACCAAUUGAAAGGCAUAUUUCACAUUUUAUGUAUGAAAUACCAUUUCCAACACAAGAAAGACCCAGAAUAAUGUUACCACUUGCACAUGAUGCACUCUAUUUGACCCAGCCGCAAACCUCUCCAUUACCGCUCAGUGGCGCAUCGUUUACAGCUCUUCUAAGGAACUUGGGUCCUGAAAACUGUCUGACUUUAUUAGUAUUUGCUGUCACUGAACAAAAAAUAUUGUUGCACUCACUUCGUCCAGCAGUAUUGACAAGUGUUGCCGAAGCUGUUUCUACAAUGAUAUUUCCUUUUACAUGGCAAUGUCCACACAUACCACUGUGUCCGCUUGGCCUGUCUGAUGUCCUCAGUGCACCAUUACCGUUCAUUGUGGGCAUGGAUUCCCGGUACUUUGAUAUGUAUGAGCCACCUGCAGAUGUUGUAUGUGUAGAUCUAGAUACAAAUACAAUAUCACAAAAUGAUGAGAGGAAGUUCAUGAGCUCAAAGAUGUUACCUAAGAGACCAGCUAAGCAAUUAAAGAAUACGUUAACUCGUCUUGCCACUGAGAUUUACACCAAUCCUGUGUAUAGCGAGAAUGUUGAUGACUUAGCAGUGGAAAUGGCACCAUUACAUCACGAUUUCACGAAAAAACGAAAACAGCUUUCCAUGGAACUUUCCAUCCAGGAAGCUUUUCUUCGUUUUAUGGCUACGUUGUUUAAAGGAUAUAGACAGUAUUUACUACCAAUUACAGAUAAACCGACAGAACAGACGACGGACCCAAGUUCAUUAUUUGAUCUACAAGGAUUUUUGAAAAGUCGUGAUAGAGCUAACUAUAAACUGUUCAGCCAGCUGAUGAAAACUCAGUCGUUUAUACGAUUUAUAGAAGAAAGAUCGUUUGUGUCGAACAAUGAUGCAAGUUUAGCUUUUUUUGAUGAGUGUGCAGAGAAGGUGGAUGCUAAAUGUGAAAUAGAGACAAAACUGAUGGAAUUAGAAGAAUCUUUUGAAAGUGCAAGAACUGUGUUUGUUACACCACCGGAACCAAUUAAUAAUGAAAAAUACAGCUAUACGCAUUUUCCAGUACUGAAAAAGGAGUUGUUUUCACCGGCAAACAUGCAUACCUUGGCCAUUAGUAAGUCACUUAAAAGCACUGUUCCUAGUAGUCCCGUGGCAAGAAGAACCAAACAAGAAGCCAAGUUAUCUCAGAUUAGUGCUAAAGAAAAUGCAAAGAAUCCCAAACUGUGGGCAAAGUGUUUACUGGGGCUAUGUUUCAGCGCCUGGUUUAUACAUCUGCCAGCCUAUGUCAAGUCAACCCAUUCUAAAACUAAAGCUCUUCGAACUGCAUUUGAAGCACUGGUGAAAAUGGGUACAUGUAAAUUAGAGCCCCCUGAUGAGAUAUGUUACAGAGUACUAAUGCAACUCUGUGGACAGUAUGGCCUGCCAGUCUUAGCUGUCAAAGUGCUGUUUGAAAUGAAAAAAAGUGGAAUUCAACCAAAUGCAAUAACAUACGGUUUCUAUAACAGAGCUGUUUUGGAAAAUGAAUGGCCAGCUACUACUACUAGUGGCUAUAUACUGUGGACAAAGCUGCGUAAUGUUAUUUUGGCAGUAGCGCAGUUCCGCCGUUGUGUAAAAACCGACAUGGAUAAAAUCAGUUUGUGCAGCAGUGAGAGCAGUUAUGCAGAUGGCGUUGGAAGAACUAGCAGUGAAGAUAAUAAAGAAUUUGUCAAUGAUCUUGUUAAAUUAGAUUCACCGGUAGCAGUGGAGGACAAGUCGAGCACAGGUGGACACUCUGAUAUGGGUUAUAGUUCUAUGUCAAUUGACGAUGCCAGUCGUAGCAACAGCUUGACAACAAUGUCUCCGUCUUCACCGCAGAAAUCUACCAAUGAUGCCCUGGGUACUAAGACAAAGAAAAAAACGAGUAAAUCGAAUGUCGCUGUCACAGAGAGUGGACCAGUAGACAUGAACAGCUCUGAUAGUUUCAGGCCACGGGUCAGCAGUAUAGUUCGCAACUCUGUCGGCAGUUUUGGCAGUACCAGUAGCAUCGGAACAUUACGUGGCAGUACAAGCAGCACAUCAGGGUUGUUAUUAACAAGUCAGAAUUCCCUGGAGGAAAGCAGUGUGUUUGAUAGCACACCUGAAUCUAAUGAUGCUAAGGCCCGUAAAAGACACAAAAGUGCUGGAGAUCACAGCAGACUGUCCCGUAAAAUGUUGCGUAAUCGUAAUUUCAGCGGUGAUAGUACUGCCACACUGACGUUAAACUUAAGAGAUAAUAGUAGUUUUGAAAGUGAUCCUGGAAUGAUUAAAGCCGAUUCAUUUGGAAGUGAUGCACGCAUAAUUAAAGCACUCAGAAAGUCAGAUCCUAAACUGAAUUCUUCCCGACAAAAAAAGCAACGUUCGAAAAGAAAAACUAAAUUUGACUUGGGUGGUGAUGAUAUUGAUGAUGAUAUUGAUGCUGAUGAAGAGGAAGAUAAUGAGGAGGAGGAGGAGGAGGAGGAAGAAGAGGAAAUCACGCCGUCACAUAUUAGAAGGUGUAACUCAGAAGGUCAAAAGCCAAUGAGAUUGAGGAUUAUCAUGGAACGUGAUAAAAGACAAAAAGAGGAGCAAAUGAAGGCAAAAGAAAAGCGAACAGACAGUGACACUUCUGAACCUGAGACAAAACAGAAGUCUGAAAACGGCGAGAUGCCAAGGGUAGAUUCAACUUUAGACACAAUUCUGCUUGAAUUUGAUGAUUUGGCACCAACUAAAGAUAAAAGUGGGGAUUCAAGUGAUGGCACUGAAACAGAUGAAGGAAAAUUAAAUCCUGAUGAAGAUGAACGGUCAAGAAGCAGUUCUAUAUCUAUUCAGCAGAAACCAUUUCGAGAAGAAACUAACAUUCAGAUUAUUUCGUCAAGUUUUGAAGAACACACUGAUAGUAAGUGGCAGGCUGAUGAUCAGGAUAUACCACAUUCAUUGCCCAAUCCUACAUUUAUCCCAGAGAGCCCAUCAGAAAGGAUAGGUAUGAAAACUCCACCGCGAAACUUCAGUAGCCAUUUCCUACAAGGACUGAUACAACAGGUGACCAGUCCGCCAACAACAACAUGGUUCGGGAGCAGCCCAUUCAGUAAAAAAGGCAGUGAUGCUGGUGGGUCAACAUCAAAAUUAGACGCCAUCAAGGCAGCAGCCAGCGCCAUGGCAAAUAAAUUUGGAUAUGCUAAACAGAAAUCAACAUCGUCAACUGCAACAAAGUCGUCAACAUCUAGUAUUCCACAAGAUGUAGAAGAAACUGGCAGUCUUUUAUCAUUCAAAGAAGACUGUGAUUCCAAACAUGGUACGUGGGUACCCCAUAGUAAGAGUGACACUAAUCUAGUAGGCACUUUGUUAAUGGAUGAAUCACCUUCUACUUUUGCAGAUUUAGUUACAGGGAGUACACCAUCACUGAAUGCCCCCUUAGCUGACCAAUCGGAUGGGAGUAAUACCAAGCUGAAUGCCAGUACUCAGAGUCUUUUUACGUAUGCCAUGGAAGUAAAUAUUACAAGCUGUAUGCGAUGUAAUUCAUGUAGCUGUGUGUUGUACGAUGAAGCCAUCAUGUCAGGCUGGUCAGCGGAUGAUUCAAAUCUCAAUACUACGUGUUGUUAUUGUGGUUCCCUAUUUGUGCCAUUCCUGGACAUCACGAUGAAAGAUUUCAGAACCCCUGGGAUUGGGCGAGCUAUAAUAUCUCCUAGCCAAUCAGCAGAAAGUAUGUUGAGCAUACAAUCGGCACCAUCUGCUCAGCCACUCCCACCGCCACUAACCGGCGAUGAACAAUCAAGUGUUGAGAAUUUGAUGUUUCUGAAUGAGAACGAUGAAGAUGAAAUUGACGGAGACAAUAACGGUACUCCUAGUGAAGUGAAAUCAAAAGAAAAGAAUAGUCCAAGGCAAUUAAAGUAUGUCCGGAACAUUAGCAGCCCUGGUGAUUUACAUAUGUUGACACUGAUGGUGGUAGUCAUUCUAAAUCCGAACUCGGGUUCAGUAAGAUCUGCGCAUGAACGGCGGAGAUGCACCAGUGAGUGUUUAACAUCCGGGACGACCCAACCACUGAGAAUAAACGAUAAAAGACAUAGAUACAGUGCACCGCCUCAAGAUGGUUCAAUAGGAGGAGAUGAAGAGGUGUUAUCUUCCAGUAUUUCAUCCAGUAUACAAGGCUCACGAGAAUACUUGCCACCACAAAGGAAAUCCACCAAUCCUGACCCUGUAUCUGUGCCGUAUCUCAGUCCGCUGGUACUUCGCAAGGAGAUGGAAAAUGUUAUCGAUAACGAAGGUGACAUCUGCUUUCUUUCGUCUGACUUUGUAGAUGAACAUCCAAUCAUCUUUUGGAAUUUGGUUUGGGUUUUUAAAAGAGUGGAACUCACCAGUAAUUUACCAGGAUUACUGUUGUCAGCUAACAGCAUUAAUAAAGAGCAUCACAUUCAAUCAAGUAACCAGUGGUUGUCUCGUGACAGUCGACACGUCUUGAUCAAUGCUUUGUGGGAUAAUCCCAAAUAUCAAGAAUCCAGACCACCAAUGUACACUGUGUGGAAUGCAAUACAGCAAGGAUCUUCUGUAGAUACACUUAUCAAUGAACAACAUGCAUUUUCUGGAAAAUUUAUGCAGUCUAUCGUGCAGGCCAUCCAAGGCAAUGAUGUAGGGACACCGAUACGGUGGUUGUUAGAGCAAUACAGGAAACGUCAACCUGAUAAAAGACAUCGUAGCAUUUACAGAGAUAUAUUAUUUUUAGCAUUAAUUGCUUGUGGUCGUCAAAACAUAGAUGUUGAUGCUUUCGAUCGUGAGUACGACAUAGCAUUCGAUAAAUUACUUGCAGAGUACUGGGGACCAAGUCAGUUGGAACACUUGCAAGAAGAUGACAAGCCUCCCAACGAUGCGAUGUUCUGGUGUCGUAAAAUUUUUGGAGAAGUUGCUGAAUUAAGUCUUUAAAUAACCCGUUUGUCUGGAGUCCCGUUGUCUUUCCGCUGUCUGUGUAUUUUUGACAGCUAGUUUGUGGAGGAUAGUUGGUUGUACAGUUGCAUGCCAUACAUCUUUGUGGAAUAUUUAGAGACUCAUGAAGUGUGAUGUAAUGUUGCCUUAUACGACCAGCCUGCUCCAGUUAUUAUGUACAUGCUAAUGACAGUUAGGUACCAAGUAAAGGUACUGUAAUAGACGCUAACAAUCCAUGCUGGUUUCAACUUUCAUUCAUGUGUGGAGAAAUUUAUUUUUAAUUUUUUGUCUUUGUACACAAAUAAAACAAAAACUAGUGACUUUACUUUUACAGUGCAUUGUGGGAGAUAUGCAAAAUAAGCUACAUGUAUAGAAUCAUGAUCUUGAAUCUUUUAUAUAGCUCAGAUCUAGGGUCUGUAGAAUAUUUAAUAAU
Molecule: messenger RNA, 6545 nt
Organism: Saccoglossus kowalevskii
Lineage: Eukaryota; Metazoa; Hemichordata; Enteropneusta; Harrimaniidae
Product: C-myc promoter-binding protein
Biological process (GO): regulation of Rab protein signal transduction
Cellular component (GO): cytoplasmic vesicle
Molecular function (GO): protein binding
Source: RefSeq, a predicted model, not a curated record